CUGAAUGAGGAUCCUCUCAAGGAGUGGGUAACUCGAACGGUAGAGGCUUCUGGAAUAGCUGAAGAGAAUAGUGCUGAGGAAUCAAAUGAGGGAGCUCAAAAUGAUGGACCCCAACAAAUUGAGAUUGAGUGAGGGCCUAGCAGGCUGUUGGGCGGCGCUUUCCAACUAAUAAUCGGAUGAUGGACAAGGAUCUAGCUGCACAGGCCUGAAGCCUGAAGGGCAUCCUUCGCUUGUAAGUUUCCGACUGCAACUUGCUUGCGAGCUGUGUUAUUAUGGUUGUGGAAUGGUUGGCAUUCCAGUGCCAGUAGCUGUUAUCGUCGCUGUUUUGACCAAUGACGUGAACACAAGUGAUAACUCAUUGCAACUGCUAUCUGCCUGACGAUGACUUCAUUUCCUCCCUAGUUUGUUAUGCUUCUUGUUGGAGAAGGAUCGCCUUUGAAUGCUGACCGAAAAACGCUGUGAAUUCACAUCCAGAAAAUUUCCUCCAAAUAGGUAUAUAAAUUUGAACUUCAGUUGGUACUAGUAGCAGUAAUCAAUUCGGUAUUCAGAGAAUCAUAUAGACUGAAGUGUUGCGAAUAUGAGUAUUAUUAUGCCUUACAUGUAGCAUAGAGCAUAGCACACACAUCAUUUGCAUUGGUCACCGCAAAUUUGGUUUUAAUUACAUCGUUUUCGUUUGCAAAGUUUUCCCUCCCUAAGGAAGAAUUUCCUUUUAGAGUUGGACUCUUCAUCAUGUACCAACUUUUUAUAUAUUUAAAUUGCAAUUAUACCUCUCCCCCCAGUGCUCGUAUGUGUGAACUUGACUUGCUACAGUGAAGAAGGAACUCUUCGACACCAAGCAUGGCUGAAAGCUCUUCGACACCGGGGUCAUGGGAUACAGUUCAAUGUCGUCCUAAUAAAUGACAAUGUUGUGGUCUUUUAAAUCAGUCAAUCAAUCAAGCAAUCAAAUAUUUUAUUUUAUCAUCUUCAUAGUUUAGUUUCCCUCGAGCUUAAGAGACCAUAAUACCACAGACACCUGGCUCGGGAUAGAAACAGGUCCUUGCAAUCAAACUACACAGACACAAUCAGAGCGGCAUCCUGAGACGCCACUGUCAGUACACCUGUCUUUUGGUGCCGUGGAGGGAGAGCUACUGCUCAUGCAAGUGACCUGAUCAUUAUCGUGCCAUUGUCGUGCCCAACUGAAGCACCAUCAGGCAUCCAUCCCCGAAAUUUUGCAAGGAAGGAUGCCAUCUGAAACCCACAAAUCAUGGCAAUGGCACCCCCUUUGCUGUUUCGUCCACGGCUCCUCACACGCACUGUCACGCUUCACGCCCCACCCCCGUACGUUCAUCGCCAUGUUGACACGCAUUUGAUGUUCACCGCAGUUAGGUAGCCCAUGCAGAUGGUUUCCGUUUCCAUGCCAUGCCCCAUGCAUCCUUUGCUGAUGAUGACUUGACCGCCUAUAUAAGAGAACAGUGUUACCGUGACCUCACCUGCACCGGUAAAGUAACUAGUGGCAAGUGGUACUGUAAAACAUCACAUCGUCGCACCGUGACGGUGUUCGGCCGAGCCGGUCGAUCGACACGGCAGCCAGCAUGAAGGCGUCCUGCUUACUGGUCGUGCUUCUGCUCGCCGUCGCCACGGGGAGCAGGCUCUCGCUCGCCGCCCGCGAGGGCAGCACCCUGGGCGGCGAGCUCGGCAAGCUCAUCGCCAAGGCCGGCAGCUUCCUCACGUCGGCGCGCCGCGCGGGAGCAGACGGCUGGCACUCCGCCACGGCCGCGGAGGUGGACGCCUCGGCGAAGAAGGGGCACGGCCAUCCGGCGGGGCCGAGGAAGCGUCUGAAGAAGUCGUCGGUGAACUGCAUCCCGGCCGACAUGUGCCGGAAGAAGAAGGUGCUGUGCGGCAAGCGGUGCUACAAGACGUCGCACGCUGCCGGCGCCGGCCUCGACCACGUCCCCUCCAACCGGUGCGUCGUCAGGUGCAAGAAGUGCGUGCCCACCUGCUAGAUCGAUCGUUGGUUGCUCCUACCCUUCCCUCUUCUGGGUUACGUGUCGUGUCGUGUCGUGGUGCUCGAUCCGUGCAUGCUAGCUACAUUUGCUUUUCCUUCCAUAGGGUUCAUGCAUCAGUUGAAUAAGCAGGCGGGCUUCCCGCCAUCAUGCAUGCAGUAUAGGUAGUGGAUGGGUUCUACUCUAAAAGAAAUGCACCACGGUUGUGUGCUAAGUUUGAACGUGAUCUCAUCCCAUCUUCUCCCCUGGUGAUGAGUAGUUUCCUGCA
Molecule: messenger RNA, 2250 nt
Organism: Triticum dicoccoides
Lineage: Eukaryota; Viridiplantae; Streptophyta; Magnoliopsida; Poales; Poaceae
Exons: 2
Coding region: 1572-1982 (136 amino acids)
Source: RefSeq, a predicted model, not a curated record